Messenger RNA from Geodia barretti, 760 nucleotides. The record is from the annotation of a GenBank genome assembly. NCBI's taxonomy places the organism in Eukaryota, Metazoa, Porifera, Demospongiae, Tetractinellida, Geodiidae.
GUAUAAAACUAUACAUUGCUGCUCGGUAACAAGAAGCUAGUCGGCUAUAAUUAGCGAAUCGUCAUGUGUGAGUCGGUCUUCAAGGUGCUCGUGAUAGGAGACUCGUCUGUUGGCAAGACGGCAAUGGUGGCUCGCUACUGCCACAACCGGUGGCUGGCCCAAUACAAAGUCACCCUAGGAGCUGACUAUGCAGUGAAGACGCUCACUUGGAAGGACAGAGAAGCCGUCAGACUGCAUAUGUGGGACCUGGCUGGACAGGACCAUUUCAGGCAGAUGUCUCGUACCUAUUUCCGCGGGGCCUCGGGCUGCGUGGUGAUGUUUGACGUCACCAACAGACAGACGUUUGAGAACGUUGCGGUCUGGAAGGCAGAUCUUGACUCAAAGGUUGUCCUUCCAAGCGGGAGACCGAUACCCUGCAUCUUAGCUGCCAACAAGGACGAUGAACAGAACCAGUGUGUGCCGUCCCACGAGCUGUCCAAGUUUGCCAAGGAACAGGGCUUUUUCAGCUUCGUCUUCAUGUCCGUCAAAGAGAACAGAAAUGUCACCGAAAUGAUGACUCAGCUAGUAGAGCAGAUGCUGUCAGUGGAGGAGAGUCUAGGAAUGGUACAACAGGCAGAGGACGUCUCCACGAGACUUAUCAGAAUUGAAAACAGCAAAAAAUCUAGUGACUCGGAGAGCUGUGUGUGUGCCAGGUAGCCUCGUAUUUUCUAUUUUUAGCAGUUUUAUUUUAAAGCCUAACAUCUUCUUGUGUAUAUAUAGU